Pleurotus ostreatus (oyster mushroom) is the source of this 3216-nucleotide messenger RNA. RefSeq lists its product as uncharacterized. Gene Ontology annotation, cellular component: mitochondrial outer membrane. The transcript is spliced from 5 exons. Gene Ontology annotation, molecular function: ATP hydrolysis activity; ATP binding. Bases 1 to 3216 code for a protein of 1071 amino acids. The record is from RefSeq and is a predicted model, not a curated record. Lineage: Eukaryota; Fungi; Basidiomycota; Agaricomycetes; Agaricales; Pleurotaceae.
AUGCGCUCCUCUCAGGCCCUCUUUCGAAGGUCGCGCUCGCUGUUCCAAUCGACAGCACUCAACUCGGCGCGUCGCUCGACGACCAGGCUUGCUCGGCCAUCGAGAAAGGACGUGACUGUUCCUUCGUCUACUGGAACACCCGGCAUACGGCUUUCGUCUUCAGCAACACCCCCACCGAGCAAUGAGCCUGUAGAACCCAUUCCAGACUCAACGCCGACGCCGACGCCGACGCCAUCUCCAGAUGCCCCCGAAAAUGAGGGGGCCCCGAGCGAGGAUUCCGAGAAACCUAGGGUGCGCCGUACGAGACUGACACUUACGGUCUCAAAAGAUGCCGAAACUCUCCAGCUACCAGAGGACUUGGAUAUUCUUUGGGCACCAGAAUCCGAGCCUCCAGAAAGGGCUACCUCGGAUUUAUCAGCCUUACCACCCGACGACAUCCUCGACGACGCCUUGCACAACCUACACAUCGCUUUACAUCCGCAGACGCAACACAAGGCGACGUAUGCGACUGGCUCCGCGGCCAUUGAACCUACAUUAGCUUUAUGCUGCCCAAUUGAAGGUGGAGAGUACAUCAUAGAUGCGACGGUGCGCGAGUUAGGACGUCGGACAGGUGCGGAGGUCAUCGAGUUAGAUGCGGUUCAACUCGCAGCCGGAGAAUGGGGACAUUUUGGUAAAGCUGGUUCUGCCAUUCAGUUACCACAAAAUCCGCUGCAUUUCGCUUCAUCUUCUUCAAGCAGUACACCGACUUCGCGUUCGAAUCACAACGACGAGGACGAUGAUCAGGACAUGCCCGCUCAGAUGUUCCCUCCGCAACAAAUGACUCUUACAUUGAUGACUUCCGCUUCACCUGGUGGUCGGACGGUCAUUUCCCCUCCCUCUCGACGCACAUCUACACCCAGCAAAGCCAAAGUAUUCUUUGAUGCUCUGGUCAACACACCCCCAAAACAAAAUACUGACGACCCACAACCCAGCUCUUCGACUUCUUCGCAUCGACCACGGCUGAUAUAUGUCCGUGAUUUUCAGACGUUGGCAGCUACCUCGUCAACAUGGUAUCCCCCUCUCCUUUCUGCCGUUCGACAACGGCGCCGCGGCCCUAUAUCGCGCCCCUCGUCGCCAGUAUCCAACCCUAUGGUCAUUGUCUUUGGGAUUUCACCCUCCUUAACCCCUCCAUCUUCACUUUCACCACAAGGCGCUGCUGGCUUUGUUAAUCUACUUAUGAAUCGCUCACCCCAGUCCGAUCCUUCGGUACCCCGGCCCCGGCCCACCAAAGUCGACUGGACAGAAGACCCUGCUGCCGAAAAAGCUCGGGAACGGAGGCUUCGUGACCGUAUGCGCAGAUGGGAACAAGGCGAAGCUAGCCUACAAUUCGAGAUCCCGAAACUUGCCUCUGGCUCCAACGAGUCUGAAGGCAGUUCAAAACCUGAUGUAGUGGUCAUUGGUGGCCCUCGGAAUCUACCAUUCCUCCCACCGUUCCUACGAGGCGCGUCCACGGAGAAUGCGGACGAGAGCGAUGAGAGCGACGCCUUCUUCCGCACAUCUAUUGUAUUUCCUAGUAAGCGGUCACCCUCGGACGAACGCAACUCUCGAAUGGCUCGUAGACGUGAGAUCAACGAGCUGACGAUGAGGAUGGCUGUUGGGGGAGUGGGCGGCAUUCUGGACAAGGAAGUGACCUUUGCUGGUGAAGAAGAGGACACUUCGGCUGGUACCAGCGCUCCAGAUGAGCAACAACAGCCGCAAAUUUGGGCAGACUGGGGCCAGAGGAUAGAACCAUGGUCGAACGUUAGGAGCAUUGCUGACCGUGCAGUCGGCAGUGCGAUGGGUCCUAGUCAUAUUGGUGAUAAACCAACGUUGGAGCCAACGCCUAUCUCUUGGGAUGUUGUUCGUGGAGCUUGGUUAAGCCAUCAUUCAGGUCGGAAACUACGCAAGACAUGGUCGAAGGAACUGACGUCUGGUACAAGGACACAUCGGGAGGAUGAAGAUAAGGAUGAGGACAAUACCGAGCCGGAGCCUGUGGUAGAUGAGGUUGUCGAGCGCGUGAAGGCUGAUCCCGAGCUAGAAUCUCAUGAACAACGGUUGCUGUCGUCUAUCGUUGAUUCGACUACAAUGCCGACAUCAUUCAGUCAAGUCCACCUACCUCCACACACGAUCGACUCCGUAAGAACUAUCGUUUCCCUCCCACUACUCUACCCCGCUGCAUUCCAGCAAGGUAUCCUCAAAGACCACGCUAUGACUGGGUGCCUUCUGUUCGGCCCUCCUGGCACAGGUAAAACACUCGUCGUUCGUGCUCUCGCAAAGGAAGCUGGCUGUCGCAUGAUGGUCAUAUCGCCCUCUGAUGUGAUGGACAUGUACGUCGGCGAAGGCGAAAAGCUUGUCAAAGGCGUUUUCUCGCUUGCGAGGAAGUUGUCUCCCUGCGUGGUCUUCCUUGAUGAAAUCGACGCAUUGUUCGGCGCUCGCAUGUCAGCCCGCGAAAGUGGCGGUGCCUUUGCCCAUCGGGGCGUGAUCACAGAAUUCAUGCAAGAAAUGGACGGCCUCAAGACAUCGAAGGAAAACAGUGUUAUUGUCAUCGGUGCAACUAAUAGACCCUUUGACCUUGACGAUGCCAUCCUUAGGCGACUGCCUCGUCGACUUCUCGUCGAUCUUCCUGGCGAGAAGGAACGCGAAGAAAUCCUCAAAAUUCUUCUACGAGACGAAAGCUUGGCAGAGGAUGUCAGUCCCAACGACCUCGCGAAAAAGACCGAGAGCUUUUCUGGUUCUGAUCUCAAACAUCUUUGCGUUUCUGCCGCGUUGGACGCAGUCAAGGAGGGUGUCGAUGUCCCUUGGGCCCCGUCGAAGGUAACCCCUCCUGAAACCAAGGCUCCGGAGGCUACCCCUCCUGAAACAAUUGUUGAGGGGCUUGCAAGUACUGCAUCUGACGUGAAAGUGCCAUCCGAAGCUCCUUCAACACCACCACGCGUGCUACAUCUUCGCAAUUUCGAGAAGGCAUUGAAGGAGAUUACCCCGUCGUCCUCAGAAUCCCUCGGCACACUCACUGAUCUCCGCAAAUGGAACGAUGAGUUCGGGGAGGGGCGCAAAGACCGAAAACGCGUACACGUAUGGGGGAAAGGGCGGUUCGGCUUCAUCAACCAAGAUACCAACGUCGGCGACGGCAGGGUUUCUGGUCCUGCGGCAGCAUCACGAGUACAGACAUUAGAAACACGGAGCAAUGAACAUCAAUAG